AGCGCAAAAUUCAAAUUUUCUAUGUUACGAUAACCCUUCUUUAUUGCUGGCUAAAUAAGUGGAACGAAUUCAAACGAUCAAUCAAAAACACAAACAAAAAUUGCAUGCAAUUAUCCACGACGUUUUAGACGCUAGGCUUGAUAUCUGAGCUGGCAACUCACACGACGAAAUGUCAAAUCAUCAAAUGUCUCCAUCCAUACACAUACACAGGGAUAUCGUGAUUCGGCGCGUCCUAGUUCAGCUUGCUAUUUUCUCUCAAAUAUAUGAAUAAAGUGAUAUACGUGGAGCCAUGGCGGACAAACUGACUCUUGACAGACAGGCUAUGAAAGAUAGGUCUACGUCUCAUCUUCGUAUAUAUGUUGGAGGAAUAAGUGAAAAUGCAACAGUUGACGAUAUGUACGACCACUUCAUUCAGUAUGGGCAGAUCAACGGCAUUGUCGUGAAUCGGAAUUUUGGUUUCGUUCAGUUCGAGACAGAGGCCAGCGCAAAGCAAGCUAUCGCUAAUGCUGAUGGGAGCAUCUUUUUGGGGAAGAAUAUUAACGUGAGAACUGCUCAAACCAAUCCAGAUAAAGUAAGACCUACAGAAGUGGUUAUAGUGGAGCCCGAAGUGCCCCCAGCGGUGGCACUCAAUGACAACCUACCAGGGGACAAUGAUGGGGGAGAGGAGCCCUAUGACAGCUAUGGCAACUACAUAGGUGACCAAAGUCAUGGUCAAGGUAACUACAGAGACAGGGAGGACGAUUACGAAGAGAACAACUACAGUAACCAGAGCUGGAGCGAGACCCGCGGCGGGCGCGGACGCGGCGGCCCCGGCGGUCCGCGCGGCCGCGGGCGGGGCCGCGGGCGCGGCGGGCACGGCGGCGCGGCGCCCGGCGCGCCCUACAGGGACAGGGAGGAGGCUCCGCCGAGGAGAGGUAGCGAGUGGAGCGAGCAGCGCGGGUUCUCGCGCGAGCGCUACGCGCCGCCGCCCGAGUACCCGCGGCCCGUGCCCGUCAGCGAGCGCAACGACUGCGAGAUCAUCGUCGUCUCUAAAGCGCUCACUGAAUACGCGGAAUACAUCGAGGGUCGCUUGAAGCGCCUCGGCAUCGUGGUGGACCUCCUGUUCCCAAUGGAGGACGUGCCCAUCGGCAAGGUGCUCGGCAACAUAGCGUCGCGCGGCUGCCUCUACGCGAUCCUCGUCAUGCCGCAGAACCAGGAGAACCGCUCGCUCACACUCACCAUACUGCACGGGCUGCCUCAAGAGCACCGCAACAUGCCGCUAGAGGACGCGCUGCAACUGCUAUCGCGGAACUUCCAGGAGGUGCAGCGCGGCGGGCCGAGCGGCCGCGAGGCCGUGUACGCGCUGCUGGGGCAGCUGGCCGACGGCCGGAGCCUCACCGUCAUGCAGUAUGAGAAGGUCAUCGAGUACUUGCAGGAACGCAAAGAGCAACAAGUCAAAAUCGAGCUAGGCGAGCCUCUCGCCCCGGCGUCGAACAACAAGACGGAGACAGACCUGCAGCAGCGGAUCCUCAGCAUCCUCAACGACAAGGCGGCCGCGGAGCCCGCGCCCGCGCCCGUCCCCGCCCCCGCCCCCGCCGCCGCCGCCGCGCCCGCGCCCGCCGUCGCUCAGAACAAGCUGUUCAAUGACCCUACGGUUAGGAAAGCGCUAGAUUCUAUUUUGCAGAAGUUUACGUAGAUUUAGUGUCUCCAUUAGGAAAUAUUGUGAAAAAGAUUUUUUAAUAGACGAAGGAAUACGCGUAAUUUGCAAUAUGGUUUAUCUCUACUAUGACAAGUGACUAAUGCAAAAUAUUUUAGAUGGCGCUAUACGGCGCCAUACGUUUGGGGUUACCUGGGCUAG
This is a messenger RNA of Cydia pomonella (codling moth), 1837 nucleotides long. It is a transcript of the gene Neos, whose product is annotated as nuclear receptor coactivator 5. The transcript is spliced from 8 exons. Lineage: Eukaryota; Metazoa; Arthropoda; Insecta; Lepidoptera; Tortricidae. Gene Ontology annotation, molecular function: RNA binding. The coding region runs from base 290 to 1675 and encodes 461 amino acids. The record is from RefSeq and is a predicted model, not a curated record.